Molecule: messenger RNA, 7020 nt
Organism: Cephus cinctus (wheat stem sawfly)
Lineage: Eukaryota; Metazoa; Arthropoda; Insecta; Hymenoptera; Cephidae
Product: otoferlin
Exons: 25
Coding region: 1-6174 (2057 amino acids)
Biological process (GO): plasma membrane organization
Cellular component (GO): membrane
Source: RefSeq, a predicted model, not a curated record
AUGGCGCUGGUGGUGACUGUGAAGAAUUUUCAAGCUCUUAAGUGCAAGGGUGACAAGGUGGUGAAGAUCGAUUUUCGAGGUGUAUCCCACUACUCGAGGAACCUCGAGGAGAACGGAGACCUCGUCACGGUCGAUCAGAGUUUUACCUGGAAUUUAGGAAGACCAAUUGACGACGCCGAAACACUCCAACUGGCUGUAGUGUCGAAAGGAGUAUUGCGACAUGAAAAAGUUGUUGCCAAAUAUGGACUGGUCCUACAGACUGUCGUCAGAGAUGGUAGAAUUCACGUCACGGAUUCUCUACUCGACCUUAACAACAGAGCACUUCCGACCGUCGUGUCUUUCGAAGUGCGCUAUAAUCCACCCGACGGAAGCUGCAGCUCUUAUGCGCCCACUGAAAUCAUGGAGGACGAGCAACAGAUGCUCAUUGACAUAGAGCAAAACAUUGCCAACCUGGAACGCAGCCUGGAACAGGCGAACAGCACCAAGAGAAGGGGUUCCUGGCACAGUCAUGAUAAAAGUUGCAAAAAGGGUUUUCUGCAACGGGGUAGCUCGAUGUCUACCGGAGAAGAUUCGCCGGAUCGUAAGAGGAGCUCAACUCUCAAAAGCAUGAGGUCCUUGAUGAGACUCGGGAAGCAGAGGCCGCCCAGGGAAAAAUCCUGCGACUCCAGUUCGGAGACCCGCGAACUCUUGGACAGACGCGACUCCAGCUAUGCUUCGUCGAACGAACCUUCUAGAACUAAUUCGAUGACGUCACUGGAGACCAACAACUCGGACAACGAGAGUCAUAAGAGCGGCGACGUUCAGGACGAAGAGAAUGUUGUGAAAGUUACUAGGAAAAUUAAACCUAAGAGUGGGGAUGUUGGUCAGGGUGCUUUGAAGGCUCAGGAUUACCAAGUGUGCGUGACCAUAAUCGAAGCCAGACAGUUGGCCGGACUGAAUAUGGAUCCGGUUGUAUGCGUACAGGUGGGCGAUCAGAAAAAAUAUACGAGCGUUAAGGAAUCGACGAAUUGUCCAUAUUAUAAUGAGUACUUCGUUUUUGAUUUUCACAUGCCGCCUGUGAUGCUCUUCGACAAGAUCAUCACUCUCUCGGUACAGCAAUCGCGGAAUCUGUUGCGUGCUAAUCUAACACUGGGCAGCUUUAAAUUAGACGUCGCGACGGUCUGGGCGCAGCCAGAUCAUCAAUUCUAUCAUAAAUGGGCCUUACUGACGGACCCAGAUGACGUAGCAGGAGGCCCCAAGGGUUACCUAAAGUGUGAUAUCAGUGUUAUCGGCAAGGGUGACUCAGUGAAGAUACCCCCAAAAAGUGAAAAGGACGAGGAUGAUAUUGAAGGGAAUUUGUUGCUACCGGACGGCGUUCCCAUUGAGCGACAAAGGGCUCGAUUCGUGGUAAAAAUCUACAGGGCGGACGGUUUGCCAAAAAUGAAUAGCAGUAUAAUGGCGAACGUGAAGAAAGCAUUUACCGGUGAAGUAAAGGAUCUGGUCGAUCCUUACGUCCAAGUGUCCUUUGCAGGAUUGAGCGGCAAAACAAGCGUCAAGAGACAUAGCUACGCACCCGUAUGGAACGAACAGAUUGUUUUUACAGAAAUGUUUCCUCCCCUCUGUCAAAGGAUCAAAAUUCAAUUAUGCGAUAACGAUCCUGUCCACGCCACUGUCAUCGGUACCCAUUUCGUUGAUCUGAAGCAAAUCAGCAAUGACGGCGAAAAAGGAUUUUUGCCCACUUUUGGUCCAGCCUUUAUUCAUCUUUACGGCAGCAUCCGUGACUACAGUAUUAUAGACGAACAUUCCACCCUCAAUGCGGGACUCGGCGAAGGAAUUUCAUACAGAGCAAGAUUACUGAUAGCGAUAAGGACUGAGAUCAGCGAUAACAUAGAUAUGGCGCCUUCUGAAGUUGAAGUGGAGCCUACGAUGCCGAUAACGGAAACGUCGUAUGCACGGAACGAUGAAUUUUUUUUAUUUGCAACCAUAAUGGACGCUACAAUGAUUGAUAAGAAAUUGGGUGAUAAGCCUAUGUAUUUUGAAAUUUCCAUUGGCAAUGCUGGAAACGCUUUGGAUGGACAUAACGAAAGUUCUAAGGUCUGCGAAUUGAGCUCAGGCGGUACCGGAAGUGGGGAGGAAGAUGAUCUACAGGAAGUUUUAACGGGAUCCUGGCAGAGUACCACACCCCCUAGUAAACCAAUGACUCACGACAGAAUAUAUUAUUUUUUACCAUAUUGGGAUGACAAACCCUGUCUUCACGUGAGAAGUAUCUGGCCUGAUUACAGAAGGCGAAUGUACAACAGUAAUAUCAUUGGAAAAAUCAUAGACAAAUUGGAGGAAGGGUUGUCCGACGUUCAAUCCCACGCGGAGAGUUUGAAUGGUGAAAAACUGUUGAAAUCCGUUUUGGAGGAAUUGAGUAGCAAUUGCAAUCGUUACGUAAGUAUCAGCAAGUCCAGUACGACUGGUCCAGGAGUCGGUAAAACGAAGCUGGACAAGGAACGUACAAAGCUGUGUCAAAGAGAACUAGAGAAUUUGGCUACCAUGUCGAGAAACCUUAAGGCACUUGUCACAAGGAGCAGCUUCAAGGAGAGAUUGAAAACCACCCAGAGUUACUUACAGAAAUUGAAAUUUUUGGUGGAGGAUCCUCAAGACUCGUUACCGGAUGUAUUUAUUUGGGUUAUCAGUUCCGGUAGACGCGUGGCUUAUCACAGAAUCCCUAGCAGAGAUCUCAUUUACUCGAUAGUCGACGAAGAAUGCGGAAAACACUGUGCAAAAGUUCAGACCAUGUUUCUCAAGUUACCAGGAAAGAAGAGAUUUGGUCCAUCCGGCUGGACCAUCCAGACGAAGCUACAGAUUUAUAUGUGGCUUGGUAUACUUAAGCACAAGAAAUAUUUUAUCCAGGGUUUACCAUCCGGAUACGAGAUAAGCCACGAGAUAAGAAACGUGGACAGACCACGUGCACUGCCGCCAUCGAUUAUCCAUUACGUUCAAAAACACAAAUUUCAAUUAAGAGCCCACAUGUAUCAGGCAAGAUCAUUGAUCGGAAGUGACGCUUCCGGUUUGUCUGAUCCAUUCGCCAGAGUCGUGUGUGGGGAAUUUUGUAAAUUGACUCAGGUCAUUGACGAAACUUUGAGUCCAACUUGGGACGAAUUAUUAUUAUUCGAUGACAUAUUGAUCUAUGGGACUGCUGAGGAGAUCAAGAAGGAUCCACCAUCGAUCGUCAUUGAAUUGUUCGAUCAGGAUAAAGUGGGCAAGUCCGAAUACAUAGGUCGUGCUAUAGCAAAACCGCAUGUGAAACUUGCUGGAGAACCCUACACGCCGCCACAGUUUCCACCAUCACUGGAAUGGUACGAAAUUUCACGAGGUGCAGCGAGAGCAGGCGAACUUUUAGCAGCUUUCGAAUUGCUCGAAUAUUCGACCACGAAGGAUUUCGUGUUUCCAACGCUUCCGGAUCCAAAAGACAAAGAAUAUCAAAUCUUAAAUGGACUCGAACAAGAUCAAGGUCCGAUAUUACCGGUACCAGUAGGAAUACGGCCAACCCUGUCAAAAUAUCGAAUCGAAGUACUCUUUUGGGGUUUAAGGGAUCUCAAAAGAGUCCAUCUACUAACCGUUGACAAACCAAGAGUCGACGUUGAAUGUGCCGGGCAUAUUUUGUAUUCAUCGGUUAUAUCGAACGCAAAAAAAAAUCCAAAUUUCAAUACACCCAUUAAAUUCCUAGAAGUUGAACUACCCGAGCAGGAGCUAUAUCGUCCGCCAUUGACAAUCAGGGCAGUAGAUUGCCGUAGUUUUGGCAGAUACACCCUAGUUGGUACGCACACAAUAAAUUCGAUUCACAAAUAUAUGUAUUACCCGCAAACAAAGCGAGCGAGGGAAGCGGAGGAGAGGAAGAAGAGUCUCUAUCAGUUACAAUGCGGCUCCAUUGAAAAUCCAAAGAUAAAAUAUCAGCAUAGUUCGCUACCAGAUUCGUUAACGGAUUUGGAAUCGACCAACGGGGACACAAUAAUCACACUAGGUUUCGAGCAAGUAGGCUGGCCAACGAAAAGGGACAAAACCGAGCAAAACUUAAGGCGGAAAGAGAGUCUGGUACAAGGAGGAAGUAUAGGUGACCUGGGAUCAUUCGAGGACGAGGAGGGUUGUCAGGAUUGGUGGACAAAAUAUUUCGCAUCCGUAGAAGCGAUGAUCGAGGAGAACAAAGAAAUUCGAAAAGAAAAAUUUUUUCAAAAUCAACAAAACUGCACCGUACCGUUUUACCUGGACGAUGAGCUUGCACCGGGGCACGUUCAUGGAUCUAUCGAGAAGAGUCCUGGGAUGCAAUCCACGAAGAAACUAUUUGGCUUGAAGAGCCCUGGUACUGCUGCCAAAUUUGUGGCCAAGUUGAGUCCAAAAAAUAUUCCACGUGCGAAGAGUACUCAAAAAACGGCUCUUUUGAAAAUUUAUCCCAACGAACUUGAGUCUCAGCCUGAAUACGAGUCUUUUAAAGAAUGGUUGCAUACCUUUGAAUUGUAUCGCGGUAAGAAGACCGACGACGAACCGGAAGACGAAUCCAGGAUUGUCGGUAGUUUCAAAGGCGCCCUUAAGGUUUACAAAUGGCCGCUACCUAAGGAUCUGACAGAUCAUACUGUCAUGGGGUUCGAUCCUCAGUAUGGAUUCUUUCAAGGAGUACCAUCCAACGAGCCAAUUCACGUGCUGGUCAGGGUCUAUAUCGUCAAGGCUAAUGAUCUUCAUCCGUGCGACCUCAACGGCAAGGCUGAUCCUUAUGUGGUCCUACAACUGGGUGGCAAACGAAUUAGCGACAAAGAUAAUUAUAUAUCCAAACAAUUGAAUCCUGUGUUUGGCAAGUGCUUUGAAAUUGAAGCUACAUUCCCACAGGACUCUUUACUGACUGUUCAGGUCUUGGACUGGGACCUGGUCGGAGCUGAUGACCUCAUUGGUGAGACCAAGAUCGAUUUGGAGAAUCGCUUCUACAGCCGACAUCGCGCUACUUGUGGUCUUGCUAAAAGAUACGAUGAGACUGGCUACAACAAAUGGAGGGACGCUAUGAAGCCCAGUCAGAUUUUGACAAAAUUAUGUAAAGAUGGAAAAAUCGAUGGACCGGUAUAUUCAAAUGGACGGGUUUCCAUUGGUCGAAAAACAUUUUCAUUGACCAAUGAGGAGAUGGAGUAUUACGUACAUUCCAGAGGAAUGGAGGAACACUUGGCUCUUGCUGUUUUGCAUCAAUGGAAUUUCUUUCCACGUAUUGGCUCUGCGCUGGUUCCUGAACACGUGGAGACGCGGCCACUUUAUAAUCCAGACAAGCCUGGAAUCGAACAAGGGAAAUUAGAAAUGUGGGUGGACAUGUUUCCAAUGGACAUGCCGUUGCCGGGACCGCCGAUCGAUAUUUCACCUAGAAAGCCAAAAAGUUAUGAAUUAAGAAUUGUCAUUUGGAAUACCGACGACGUUGUCUUGGAGGACGAUGCAUUUUUUACUGGAGAAAAAAUGAGCGAUAUUUAUGUCAAGGGCUGGUUGAAGGGGCCCGAAGACUGUCAAUGCACUGAUAUACAUUAUCGAUCGUUAACGGGGGAGGGUAAUUUUAAUUGGAGAUUUAUAUUUCCUUUUGAUUAUCUGGUGGCUGAGGAAAAAAUUGUGAUCAAUCGUAAAGAAAGUUUAUUCAGCUGGGAUGAGACUGAAUGCAAAAUACCUGCAAGAUUGGAAUUGCAAGUUUGGGACGCUGAUCAUUUUUCGGCUGAUGAUUUCUUGGGCGCCAUUACCCUCGAUUUAAAUAGAUUUCCCAGGGGGGCGAAGAAUAGUAAACUUUGUACUUUGGGGAUGUUGAAAACUGACGGUUCUGUGCCGAUGGUUAAUAUAUUUAAGCAGAAACGUAUUAAGGGUUGGUGGCCAUUUUACGUGAAAAAAGAAAACGAGGACAUGGAAUUGACGGGAAAAGUCGAAGCGGAAAUACAUUUGCUGACGAAAGAGGAAGCUGAAAAAAAUCCAGCUGGAUAUGGAAGAAACGAACCAGAUCCACUUGACAAGCCAAAUCGACCGGAUGCGUCUUUUAUGUGGUUCCUGAAUCCUCUGAAGUCGAUCAAGUACAUCGUUUGGCACAAUUACAAAUGGGCUAUUCUCAAAGCAGUGAUCGCCAUUGGGAUAUUGCUAUUAAUUUUACUUUUCUUUUACGCAAUUCCUGGCUACUCUGUCAAAAAAAUUUUGGGAGCCUAAGACAACAACUUUCCACUUGUAUUCCCCUAUACUGUAUACUGUGAUCUGUUUCUUUGUUCUUUCAUUUUCCUCGUUUCCGAAAGAACAAAAGAGAAGAUAUCCGUAGUUCUAAUUAGCGCCCGUGAUAUUAGCGAUUGCAAUUUAAAAAGUAAUUAGUAGCAGGUUCAUUAGUGAAAUAUUACGCGACACCGUUAUACCUCAGAUUAAAAAAAAAUACAAUCAAUAAGAACAGUGAUAGAAGAAUUAGCCGAGUGAGUAAUUAGAAACACUAUUUUUCAAAAAUAAUUAUCACGAGUUCUUGUAUAAUCGAAAGUCAAUCGAUUUUGUGGUUUACUGUGCUUUAACAAUUUUUGACUCAUAGACUGCAAUCUGUGUAUAGUACGUGUUAGCUUGUGCAAAAAGUAAAUAGAAAUAAAUUUAAUUAUUACACAAUCUUUUUUGUAGCACAAACAGUUUUUAAUAUUAUUAUUUGUUGCAAUAUGCUGCAAGGAUGAGUAGUGGAGGAUUUUAGACAAUAGAAGCUUCGAAUGUUUUUUAUUCUAAAAAUAUAUUCUUCACGCGUUCGUAUCCGCUAUAUCGGUACUUGCUAAACAUUUCCAUUUCGAUGGACCAAUAGCGCAUUAAUUAUUCACUGCUUUGAUAGAUCGUACAUGUAAAUAUUCGUUUUCUUUUUUAACACUGAAAUUAAUCACGAGAACAGGUUGCGAAUAAUAGUGGUAAAAUAACCAGUAGUAACAAUAAGUAAUAAGUCUGUAAGAUAUAAAUUAUAACGUUUUUACUUAAAUAGGUGUAUCACCAUGCAAUUAUUUUGCUCGCAAUAACAAAUAAAAUAUUCUUAAAACUUGA